AUGGUUUGUCCUGGAUGUAAUUAUUCUGAGUCUAGGAAAGGUAGAAUUUGGUUGGGGUGGAAGAAUGAUAGAGUGCAUGUUGAUGCUAUUACUGUUCAUGCUCAGUUCAUUCAUUGUAUUAUCAGUACUCUUGAUUAUAGUACUCAGAUCACUGUGUCUUUUUUUUAUGGUUUACAUAAUAUUCAUGAUCGGAAAGAUCUUUGGAGAGAUAGAGUUCAUGGAAAUGUAGUAACAGAUUAUGAAGUUCGAGAUUUCAAGGAUUUUAUUGAUCAAAUGAAUUUUUCUGAGAUCAAAAGCCCUAGAACUCAAACCAGAAUUGAUAGGGGUUUGGUUAAUAGUGAAUGGCUCUUUCAAUUUCCAAAUGUGGAAGCUGUUUAUCUUCCUCCCUCCCUUUCUGAUCAUGCUCCUCUAUUGUAUGAGUGGAUGAAAAUUUGGAGUGAAGGUUUUCAGGGUAAUGCUAUGAAUAGAAUUUGGAGAAAAUGCAAGAAUCUGAAGGUUAAGCUUAAAGAGCUUAAUACCAAAGCUUAUGGUAAUGUUGAAAUGAGAGUUGAUUUAGCUCAACAGGCUGUUUUGGAAGUCCAGAACCAAAUGGCUAAUGAUCCUCAUUCUGACUUGCUGGUUCAGGAGGCUACUGCUAUUCAACAACUCAAAUAUUGGAGAUUUGUUCAGGAGAGCAUUUAUAGACAGAAAGCUAGGGUGGAAUGGGUUAAACUUGAGAUUGUGUCUUUUUAUAAACUUCUCCUGGGUUCGAGCUCUUCUGUCCUUGAUGCUAUUGAUCUUAAUACCAUGAGAGCUGGGAAACAGCUUUCUGCAGAAGCUCAGAAUUUGCUUAUUAGUCCUGUGGUUAACUCUGAGAUUGACUGUGCAAUCAAAAGCAUCUCUGAUGAUAAAGCCCCUGGAACUUUGCAUCCUCAGUGGAAUUGUACAACUCUGACCUUGGUUCCUAAAAUCCAGAAUCCUUCUUUUAUUAUCUCCAAGAUCUUGACUGCCAGGCUUGCUCAAGUUGUUGGAGAUAUUGUUGAUGAAGCUCAAGCAGGUUUCAUUCCUGGUAAACAUAUUGGAGACAACAUCUUAUUAGCUACAGAGCUAAUCAAAG
Messenger RNA from Chenopodium quinoa (quinoa), 1096 nucleotides. RefSeq lists its product as uncharacterized. The record is from RefSeq and is a predicted model, not a curated record. The annotation marks the transcript as partial. NCBI's taxonomy places the organism in Eukaryota, Viridiplantae, Streptophyta, Magnoliopsida, Caryophyllales, Amaranthaceae. The transcript has 7 exons.